AUGUUUCUGCGGGACUCAGCUAUUGCGCGAUUUACGAGCGCAAUGCUUAUAUCACUCGCCAUAACUAGCGCGACCUUCCUACCAUUUCUACUACAGGGCGCACUCGCUUCUCCCCCGCAACCACACCCGAAACCGGAUCCGCAAGCACACGAUCAAGCACCUAUCUCAGGAUACUACCCCGAGCCGGAGCCUUGCCAUGGGGACUGUACAGGGAUCCAUGACCCAAGUAUGUUCUACGAAGACGGCGUCUACUGGCGAUUUUCCACCAGUGGCAAUAUAUCAGUUGCUAGUGCGCUUUCACUCUCUGGGCCAUGGCACUAUCGCGGUGCCUUGUUAUCAGAUGGCACGAGCAUCUUCAUCCGCGAGGAUCAGGAUAUCUGGGCUCCCUCGAUAUCCAAGCGCGACGAUGUCUUCUACUGCCACUAUUCCGUCUCCUACAUCUACUCCCAACACUCCGAGAUUGGUGUCGCGACCUCUACGUCCCUCGAACCGGGCACCUGGAAAGACCACGGCGCAAUUGGCCUCCCUCAAAAUUCGAGAUACAACCUGAUCGACCCUUACGUCUUCCAAGAACAAGCCGACAGCCCGUAUUACUUUACCUUCGGUAGUUACUGGAGCGGAAUCCAGCAAGUCGAGAUGCAUGAUCAUCAGGACCUCAUUGCCUGGGGAGGACAGGCGAAUGAUAUCACGAACAUCGUUGGCAACACCACCGUCAACCAAGCUGUCGUGGAGGGUGCGUCCAUGCACAAGUUCGGCGGCUUUUACUAUAUAUUAUUCUCCGUCGGCCAGUGCUGUCGCACAGAGAAGGAUCUCGUGCCUCCAGGAGACGAAUACCACGUCGCUGUUUGUCGAUCAGAUUCGAUUACCGGACCUUACUUCGAUCAACAAGGCAAAAACUGUCUAACUGAGAGCGGUGGUACUACUAUCCUUGCUAGUCAUGGUGAUAUAUAUGCACCGGGCGGUCAAGGCAUCAUGGAGCACCCGGAGACUGGCAAGAUGGUUCUGUAUUAUCACUACGGUAAGUGUACAUGA
Molecule: messenger RNA, 1032 nt
Organism: Cucurbitaria berberidis CBS 394.84
Lineage: Eukaryota; Fungi; Ascomycota; Dothideomycetes; Pleosporales; Cucurbitariaceae
Product: glycoside hydrolase family 43 protein
Exons: 4
Coding region: 1-1032 (343 amino acids)
Biological process (GO): carbohydrate metabolic process
Molecular function (GO): arabinan endo-1,5-alpha-L-arabinosidase activity
Source: RefSeq, a predicted model, not a curated record